AUGUUUUUCCUUGGAAUAGCCGACGAAUUCAUUAAGACAUUCGUUAGGGUUCACACAAACGACGUAAUGGGUGAAGCAGAUAUUGCCGUGAUUGGGUUGGCUGUGAUGGGCCAGAACCUGAUUCUGAACAUGAAUGACCACGGCUUUACCGUUUGUGCGUUCAAUAGGACUGUCUCGAAAGUUGACGAUUUUCUCAAAAACGAGGCCAAGGGUACAAAGAUUAUUGGAGCUCAUUCUAUGGAAGAAAUGUGCAAUUUUGAUGAGAAUGUUCAUAUCAGAAAACUGAAACGACCGCGUCGGGUUAUGAUGCUGGUAAAAGCUGGAGCUCCAGUCGAUUCAAUGAUUGCCAAUGUUGUUCCUUCAUUUGGAAGCUGGCGAUAUUAUCAUCGAUGGUGGAAAUUCGGAAUAUUCGGAUACCAACGUUAG
This is a messenger RNA of Cooperia oncophora, 426 nucleotides long. The record is from the annotation of a GenBank genome assembly. NCBI's taxonomy places the organism in Eukaryota, Metazoa, Nematoda, Chromadorea, Rhabditida, Trichostrongylidae.